UUUCAGACAGGGGGUGGGGCCAGGAUGAGGCAGCCACCAGCAGCCACUCAACACCCCCUCAGCUCCCUUCCCUUACUCAGCUGCUGUAGCCUCCCUGGAGCCACAGGUGUUAAUUUAGGGGCCCCUGGGCCCUGACCUUAUUAGGUGCCGCUGCAGAAAUAUGAGGGCCUGGAGCCUCCUCCUCCUGGUGAGCCUCCUGGCUUUGGGGAGCCAGCUGCCCACUGUCUCGGGCAGGAGGAAGGGAGAUUCUGGAAGGCCAGGGACCAGCUCCUGCCCCCAGGGCCCAGCGGCGGCCAGAGCAGAGGGGUGGGCACGGCAGAAGGAGCAUUGCCCUGGGAGAUGAGGACUCCGAGUCCGGAGAGACAUGGCGGGUGUCCGCCGGACGAUGGGCCCUGCCUCCACUCGGCGCCUGACCAGUGCGUGGACGACAGCCAGUGUCCCUCAAAGAUGAAGUGCUGCCACAGAAGUUGCUUCCGCCAGUGCGUCCGUAGAGUCACAGUGAAGCAGGGCACCUGCCCCGACGACCACCUGCGCUGCCUCAGCCCCAUUCAGCACCUGUGCCACCAGGACGCAGACUGCAGGGGCAAGAGCCGCUGCUGCCUCGGGGCCUGCGGCCGGGACUGCCGGAACCCGGUCAGAGGCUAAUUCUGGUUUAGGAUCUGUGGCUCUGAACCUCAGAAUGGGGUUCCCUGCAGGAAGGGCUGAUGACGGGGCCUGGGACCUGCCACCCAGCAGCACUGUCUCUGCCGGUGACAGUUCCAACCUCCUGAUAAACACCGAUCCGUGGUGACUUCCCCGGCAGCCAUCCAUCGGGUUUUUCCUCCUGGGAAUCAAGGUCCAUGGCCAGACCUCAACGGACUCCUCUCCGUACCUCCACCACCACACUGAGCUCCUCGUCCUUCCUAACACCCACCUUCACAUCUCUGUGUACGAGUUUCUUCCACCUAAAAUGCCCAAUUCAGAUAGGCCUCUCUGUGUGGGGUCCCGGCCCCUCCCCAGCCCUGAGUGUAUGUUCCAGCAGUUUCCGGAACAUGUCUGUUCACGUCCCCCCUUACUCAAUGUUCGCCACGCCUGCAAAAUAGCGUCGUGACGUUGGGUGUACUGCCUGUCCUCCUGUUUAUCGAAUGCUUUUCCUUAAGUGGACUCACUUUUGUAUAUAAGUAAUUUCCAAAGAAAAACUUGAUGUGACUGCUAUAAACGGGAUAAGCAGGAUCUCUUGGCACAAGUAGAAUGUGAUUAUGAAAGCGAAUGCAAUGAAAACCGCCCUGUUCCAUUAAAAUCAUGUCCAAUUAAACAGUAUUAAAUAAUGUUAUUAAAUUCCAGCUAGAUGCUGCCACCUGCCAAGACUGUAAAGCCUGCUCUCUGUUGUAAUAAGUGAAGAUUAAAGACACACGCCUCUAACCUGAGACUCACUCCGAGUCAUUGUUGGAUAAUGUUGCACCCUGGUACACCCUAAGGUCAUUUCAAAUUGCUCCACAUUUGGGGAAAUGCUGCUUGAGCCGUUGGGAUGUCAUACUUUGGGGAGGGUCUGUCUCCACCCUUGGACAACACUUCAUUCACCUCCAUUUUCUUUUUUGUCUUUUUGUUUUGUUAAUCCUCACUUGAGGAUAUUUUUUCCCCUUGCUUUUCAGAGAGAGUUGAAGGGAGAGAGUGAGGGGGAGAAAGAGAGAGAGAAAGAGAGACAGAGAGAGAGACAGAGAGAAAGAGAGAGAGAGAAACAUUGAUGUGAAAGAGACACAUUGACUGGUUGCCUCCCACAUGCUCUCUGACGGGGGCAGGGAGCGAACCUGCAACCCAACUACAUGCCCUUGACGGAAAUCAAACCCAUGACCCUCCAGUGUGCAGACUGACACU
This is a messenger RNA of Myotis daubentonii (Daubenton's bat), 1854 nucleotides long. RefSeq names its product WAP four-disulfide core domain 5 (gene WFDC5). NCBI's taxonomy places the organism in Eukaryota, Metazoa, Chordata, Mammalia, Chiroptera, Vespertilionidae. Gene Ontology annotation, cellular component: extracellular region. Gene Ontology annotation, molecular function: serine-type endopeptidase inhibitor activity. Gene Ontology annotation, biological process: innate immune response; antibacterial humoral response. The record is from RefSeq and is a predicted model, not a curated record.